UCAGAUGUUUUCUCAAAUCAGCGAACAUUUACUGAGCAUCUGCUAUGUACAAGAUGAACAUCUGCAACAAGCCUUCCAACAAGACAGCCCCUGAGAAGAGUGUGUGGACGGCACCUGCACAGGCCAGUGGACCUUCCCCAGAGCUGCAUGGCCAGCGGUCCCGUCGGAAUGGGUGGAGUUGGCCUCCUCACCCGCUCCAGAUUGUGGCUUGGUUGCUGUACCUCUUCUUUGCUGUGAUUGGCUUUGGAGUCCUUGUUCCUCUCCUGCCUCACCACUGGGUGCCUACUGGCUACGCUCCAGUGCAUGGGCGUCAUCUUUGCUGGUCACCUUGUGGUACACCUGACUGCCGUCUCCAUCGAUCCAGCAGAUGCCAACGUACGGGACAAGAGCUACGCAGGGCCCCUGCCCAUCUUCAACCGCAGCCAACAUGCACACGUCAUCGAAGACCUGCACUGCAACCUGUGCGAUGUGGACGUAUGCACCAUCCCAGAGCAAGAUCCCAUAAUGGAGCCCCUCCUUCCUGCUUCCGGGUGUGCAGCGCUUCGGGAGCCCUCGCCUCUAGAAGUCUCACCCUGCAGUUCCACAAGGGGGAGCACGCGCUCCUCUGCCAGGCGGGAGUGCGCGCUCCAAGCACUGCAGUGCUUGCAACAAAUGCGUGUGCGGCUUCGACCACCACUGCAAGUGGCUCAACAACUGCGUGGGCGAGAGGAACUACCGUUGGGGCUGUGAGGGCCAAGAUGCCCUUACUAAGCUGGAGCCCCUGGGUGCUGAUAGCUACCCAUGGCUGGGCCAGACUCUUUCUACACAGUGUGGCAUCUGCUUUACUGGGUGUCCUCCUCCUGGUGCUGGUGGCCACUUAUGUUUUUGUGGAGUUCUUUGUCAACCCCAUGCGGCUGCGUACCAACCGACACUUUGAAGUCCUGAAGAACCACACCGAUGUGUGGUUUGUAUUCUUGCCUGCUGCCCCUGUGGAGACCCAGGCUCCUGCCAUUCUGGCCCUGGCUGCCCUACUCAUCCUUCUUGGCCUGCUCUCCACAGCCCUGCUUGGCCACCUGCUCUGCUUCCACAUUUACCUCAUGUGGCACAAGCUCACCACCUAUGAGUACAUCGUGCAGCACCGUCCACCACAGGAGGCAAAAGGGGCCCACAGGAAGCUUGAGUCGUGUCACCCCAAGAUGCGACCGAUUCAGGAGAUGGAGUUCUACGUGAGGACCUUCAGCCAUGUACGCCCAGAGCCCCCUGGCCAGGCCAGGCCUGCGGCAAUAGAUGCAAAUCCCUCCAGGUUUCUUGCCACCGGAGGCCAAGUGGAACAUUCACGACCCUCCUCAGACACACUGACCCUGCCUCCCAGGAUCCGACCCCAGAAAAAGAGGAAGCGGCGCAUGUAUAAGGUACCGAGGUCUGGGAUCUUGGACCGGGAGUCGCCGCUGCCCAGGCUUCGGGGGCUCAGGGUCCCAGGCCGCCACUCCAGUUCAUCGACUGAUUCCUCUGGUGCCAGCCCGGUGCACGCCGCUGGUCCUGCAGGCGCCUACCACUCGGCGUCUGCCGAGUCCAUGGAUGAGAUUCCAGUGGCUCAGACGCGCCUAGGCAGCGCCGCCCUGGCCGCCCCUGGGAGCAGGGGCCGAGAGACUGGUCUGGCGCUGCAGGCUCGUGCGCCCGCCGUUUUCGUGAGCCCGAGCAGCGGCGAGCCCGGGACACCGGGAGGCCGGGAGGGCGGCCUGCCUUAGCCGCAUCGAGAGGCAGGAGGGCCGAGGAGUAGCGGCCGGCCCUACUCUCUAUGCAACACCCCACUUUCGCCGCACCGAGUGCACUUUAGGGGCCCCGACCGCCGACGGGAUCGGCUUUGCUCCCCUACAACUCAGCAA
Molecule: messenger RNA, 1865 nt
Organism: Sciurus carolinensis (gray squirrel)
Lineage: Eukaryota; Metazoa; Chordata; Mammalia; Rodentia; Sciuridae
Gene: Zdhhc1
Product: zinc finger DHHC-type containing 1
Exons: 12
Coding region: 45-1727 (560 amino acids)
Biological process (GO): protein targeting to membrane; peptidyl-L-cysteine S-palmitoylation
Cellular component (GO): Golgi apparatus; endoplasmic reticulum
Molecular function (GO): protein-cysteine S-palmitoyltransferase activity
Source: RefSeq, a predicted model, not a curated record